CUAUCUAAAACUGAAAGGUAUAUCAACUAUAGCAAAAGAUCAUAAAACGCUAUAUUAUAAUGCUAUUAGUACUAUGAUUUCUUGGCCAAUUAAAAAAAUCCUCAGUAAUUUAUCUUUUUAUCUCCACUUAAACCCUAACUACAAAACAGCGUGAACGACUGUAUGUGUGAUUCUCUCCCCAUUCUCUGACGAAUCUUUGACGAACUAAAGCCUCUUUCUCUCAACUUCUGCGACCACACUCUGCCUGAUUCCAUCUCUGACAACCGUAGUCUUCCAAUUCAAGGUUUGUUUUGUACAUUCGUUCCAAUUUUUUUUUUUUUUUUUUUUAAUUUUUCUUUGUUGUAUUCUGAAUUUUGUCACUUGGACCAAGUUUCCUUUGAUUUUGGUUGUUAUGGUCACAAGCGAUUAAGUUUAGUUCGAUUUUGGUUGUUGUGGUCUCGACUGUCUCUCUAUUUAUCAAAUUUGGUUUAUGUUGCUCUGGUUUACUUUGGCUAGCUUUGGAUUAAAAACAAAACCAUACCUAAUAUUGUUGUUUUUUUUUCUUGUUAUGUGAUGUUUAUUUUAAGGCAUCUAAAAUUUACAUUCUAAUCGUAUAUCUACUGUUCUUUUUGUUGUUGUUUCCAAGAAAGAGAAAUAUGGGAUCGGUUCCAUUUCGUUCUGUGCCUCGACGAAGGAACGCUUCCACCACAUCAGUAGGUAGCCAAGGAGUUGAUUCUUCUGCAGCAUCAGCUGCUCCUGCUGCCCCAGCUGAGCUUCCACAAUUGAGCUUGAAUGAAAUUAUGUCGUCUCCCUCUCGUCGUCCAAAGCCUCGUUUACAUCCAGAUAGACCAGAACGGCCUAAGGAUGUUUGGUUUGGUCUUGAUGAUUGUGUUAGGACUGAUAUCAGUUCGAUAUACCAAAAUGAUUUCAAAGGUCCAUGGAGUUGUAUAAGUAAUGUCCCUCUAGAGCAUCAAAAGCAAUGGUGGUCUAGAUUUGCGCAGCGUUAUUUUUGGGAAGAUGAACAUCAUGACGCUGUUAUCAAAUUAUACCGCAAGCAGCUUAAAGAGUUGCUAAAAAACCUUAUCAGCAAGGGAAAGCGAGAUGGAGUAAAGCCUGAUUUUGUUAGUGAUGAUGAUUGGAAUCUGAUGGUAGAACGCUGGGACACAAAACCAGCAAUGAAGAAGUCUAAACGGUGUAGUGGUGCAAGAAAAUCACAGCGGUCUGGCUAUGGAGCGCAUUGUCAUACUGGCGGUUCAAAGCCGUUUACCAAGAUUGAAUAUGAAAUGACUGAAAAAAUAAUGGCGUAAGGCCUUCGAUCCCUGAGUUGGUUAAGCCGACUGACACAAAAUCUGAUGGGACAUAUGUGGACAAGAAAGCUAAGGAAAUUGUUGAGGACGUGUACAACUUGGCGACUCAAAUGUCACCACAUGAUUCAGAUGAUAACGAAGGAGACUCAUCAGCUGUUUCAGCACCUUCUUCUACUCUUUUGAAUAAGGUCUUCUGUGAGCAAGUACCGGUGGUCAAGGGAUACCGGUUUGGCAUAGGGUCCGUGCAUCAUCAUCGUGGUGAGGCUUUGCAGUCUUCCACACCAUGUCCCUCAUGCCAAAAAUCACUUGGAGACAGAGUUUGUGGAGAUGAAAACCACCGUCUCCUCCCUUGGUGACCAUGUUGCCACCCUUAGUGGCAAGUUUGACACACUUCAAGCCUCUCUGAACAUCUUGGUUCAGACAAUAACAAGAAUGCCAACUACCAUUCCUUUACAGCAGCCAUGUUACCAGUCUCCUACCACACCAGUACAUCAGCCAGGGAACCACUCACCAGUAACAUCUCAGCCGUUGACUUGAGUAAUAAUGACUUCAAUUUCUCUAUCAAAUUUAUCAAUUUUGUUUUCAUUGUGUCUAAUCGGAACAUGCAUGUUUUGUAAUCUCUUUUGAAUGUGAAAAAACCUUAAAACAUAUUAUGUAUGCUUGGAUCAGAAUGUCUUUUGGAUGAA
Messenger RNA from Camelina sativa (false flax), 1972 nucleotides. The record is from RefSeq and is a predicted model, not a curated record. NCBI's taxonomy places the organism in Eukaryota, Viridiplantae, Streptophyta, Magnoliopsida, Brassicales, Brassicaceae.